Odobenus rosmarus divergens (Pacific walrus) is the source of this 1772-nucleotide messenger RNA. RefSeq names its product ST6 (alpha-N-acetyl-neuraminyl-2,3-beta-galactosyl-1,3)-N-acetylgalactosaminide alpha-2,6-sialyltransferase 5 (gene ST6GALNAC5). Gene Ontology annotation, biological process: oligosaccharide metabolic process; ganglioside biosynthetic process. Gene Ontology annotation, molecular function: alpha-N-acetylgalactosaminide alpha-2,6-sialyltransferase activity. NCBI's taxonomy places the organism in Eukaryota, Metazoa, Chordata, Mammalia, Carnivora, Odobenidae. Bases 263 to 1249 code for a protein of 328 amino acids. The record is from RefSeq and is a predicted model, not a curated record. The transcript has 5 exons.
AGGACCCAGCAGGCGGCGGCAGGCGGCAGUUGUGUAGAUCACUGAGAGACUACGAGGGUCCGGUUCAGUUUUAAUUCUGUCUCUAAUCUCUGCAACAGCCGCGCUUCCUGGGUCCCGCGGCUCUCCUACCCACUCAGCCGCGGCCAGCGGCCGGGCGAAAAUCAGAGCCGCCCGCCCCCCAUCACCCACCAUGGAAACCUUCCAAGAAAAAGUGGCUCCGGACGCGUGUGCCUGAGGAUUCCUCACAAAAGAGGUGCCCAAAAUGAAGACCCUGAUGCGCCAUGGUCUGGCUGUGUGUUUAGCGCUCACCACCAUGUGCACCAGCUUGUUGCUCGUGUACAGCAGCCUCGGCGGCCAGAAGGAGCGGCCCCCGCAGCAGCAGCAGGCAGCGGCGACCGGCAGCGCGCAGCCGUCGGCGGAGAGCAGCCCCCCCUCGAGGCCCCGGGCCCCCGCGGGACCGCAGCCGCUGGACGGAUACCUCGGCGUGAGGGACCACAAGCCCCUAAAAAUGCACUGCAGGGACUGUGCCCUGGUGACCAGCUCCGGGCACCUGCUGCGUAGCCGGCAAGGCCCCCAGAUCGACCAGACCGAGUGCGUCAUCCGCAUGAAUGACGCCCCGACGCGCGGCUACGGGCGCGACGUGGGCAAUCGCACCAGCCUGAGGGUCAUUGCGCAUUCCAGCAUCCAGAGGAUCCUCCGCAACCGCCACGACCUGCUCAACGUGAGCCAGGGCACCGUGUUCAUCUUCUGGGGCCCCAGCAGCUACAUGCGCAGGGACGGCAAGGGCCAGGUCUACAACAACCUGCAACUCCUGAGCCAGGUGCUGCCGCGGCUGAAGGCCUUCAUGACCACGCGCCACAAGAUGCUGCAGUUCGAUGAGCUCUUCAAGCAGGAGACUGGCAAAGACAGGAAGAUCUCUAACACUUGGCUCAGCACUGGCUGGUUCACAAUGACAAUUGCGCUGGAGCUCUGUGACAGGAUCAAUGUUUAUGGCAUGGUGCCCCCAGAUUUCUGCAGGGAUCCCAAUCACCCUUCAGUACCUUAUCACUAUUAUGAACCGUUUGGACCUGACGAAUGUACAAUGUACCUCUCGCACGAGCGAGGACGGAAGGGCAGUCAUCAUCGCUUCAUCACGGAGAAACGUGUCUUUAAGAACUGGGCACGGACAUUCAACAUUCACUUUUUUCAACCAGACUGGAAACCAGAAUCACUUGCUCUAAAGUCUCCGGAGAAUAAACCUGUGUUCUGAUCAAUGAGGGUGCCAGACCAAAAUCCCAAGUACCUACGGUAUCAGACGCCGGGGCACUGAACUUCCGGAGCCAGCAGACACAAAAGGGGGACAGAAUCGGGAGAGGAAACUCAAUAAGCAGCAUGUACAGAUGCCUCAGAGGCGUGACUCCCAAGCAGUGCAGUUGGUCUGUAAGGAGAAAAUGCCAGAAUCAAUAGGUCCUCAUGAGUGUCAUCCCUUGCAAAAGGGGUUACCUUAGGAGUGAAACACCCAUGUCAGUGAUGCUGCCGUGGCUAAAGAACAUUCUGGAUCUCUUUAUUGCCUUCAAAACUGAAACACGAGCAACUCAACCAUGUUAGUUGUGUUCCUUUGUAGAAAUGCCAAAUGAAGGAUGUUUUUCUAUCAAGUUGUUGUAUCCUAACCUGAUCUAUAAUCUUUGUCAUCUGUUGGGCUCUGUAUGUGUGAUUUGUAAAAAGCAGUCUGAAAGUAUGGACGUGAUUUCUGAAGAGCACAUCUCCACUGACUUUCAUAAAGCAAAUGCCCA